CACGCAUUUUCAUGGGAUGUACCCGCAAAUUGGACACUUCCUCAAACAACAUAACCAAGGAAAUGACCUUCAUAAAAGUACCCUUUCUUCCAGCAUCAGUGAUCAGGUAGUCCACGCUUGAGAGAUUCCCGCACACUCGUCCUUCCCUCCUUUCUGUGAAUUUACAUCUGUCAUUUGGUUAGCAAGAGUACCACUUGCUAACUUCCUCUCAUAAAUUAAGUCUUAUAACUCUUAUCGACCGUAUUUAAUCGACCUACAACCUACUUCCACCCUCUCAUUCUUUCAUCCGAACACUCACGGGUAAACACCGAAACCACAAGUCCAUUUUUCACCACUGGCGCGCUAAUUUAGGAACAACCUUUCAAUCAACCGGAGGACAUCUUUGAAGAAAGAACUCGAAUCAUCGAAUCAUGCAAAGAGCUUUGCUGUUAGCUGCCUUGGUAGCUAUCCUUCUUGGAGUGGAGGCAGCCAAUGUAGACUGGAUUAGAACACCGCCUUCGGAACAAGAACCUAGCGCUUUGUUUGAGACUCACCUCGCGCCGGCCACCUUCAGAAAAUUACACCAGGCUCCAGGGAAUGAUCACAGUAUGACCCUCCAAAUAGGCUUGAGGAACACGCGUUUGGAAAAUUCCAUUGACGAUCUCCUGGAGCGGAUGUCAGAUCCAGCCCAUCCGAAAUUCCGACCACAUCUCAGUGACAAGGAGUUUGCAGAAUUGAGUCAACCCGAUGACCAGUCCAUCGAAGCCGUCGUAGGGUGGCUCAAAAGCCAUGGAUUCGAAAACCACCAAAUCAAAUGGACGGCUCACAAGGAUUGGAUCAGCUUAGAGAAAGUGCCAUUGAAGAAGGUCGAAUACAUGCUUGACACGAGUUACUCGGUAUACCAACAUCACGAUGGUGAACAUUUGAUCCGGACUGAGAAGUACAGUCUACCAAGAAACCUUCAUCAGCACAUUGAGUUGAUCCAGCCCACCACUAUGUUCGGUCGCUUACAAAAACAGCGCUCCUCAGUAACAGUCAUCGAGGAGCUGCCGUCCGCGAAAAACAAAGUGUUAAUCAAUCCCAAUAUCCCUAAUACAUGUUCCGACCCGUCUAGUGUAACGAAUGAUUGCUUGCGUCAGCUUUACAAGACCGAUGGCUAUCAGGUCCAAGCUUCUGAGUCCAACAUGAUUGGUAUCACCGGAUAUCUUGAGGAAGUUGCCAACUUCAAAGAUGCUGAAAUGUUUUUGAAAACUCAAAGACGCGACCAGGUCGGUGGAAAAUUUGAGGUCGUGACCGUCAACAACGGCAAAGACUACCAAGACUUAGACCAAGAUCAAAUCGAUCGUCAGCUCGGUGUAGAGGCGAAUCUUGACACCCAAACUACUCUCGGGUUCACUUUACCAACACGCAACAUCUUUUGGUCCGUCGGUGGAAGCCCGCCUUUUAACCCUGAUUUGACCACCCCCUACAACACGAAUGAGCCGUACCUUGAGUGGUUAACCUACAUCCUUGGCCAACCACAGGCCCAAAUUCCCAAAGUUAUUACUACUUCAUAUGGCGACAACGAGCAAACUGUUCCGCUCAGCUACGCGCGCCGAGUUUGUAAAGGCUUUGCAGCUUUAGGAGCUCGGGGAGUUUCGGUAAUCUUCUCCUCAGGUGACUUUGGUGUGGGUAAAACUGGGUUUUGUUACGCCAAUGAUGGGCAGCAAAAACAAACUUUUCUGCCAACUUUCCCAGCAACUUGCCCUUACGUCACAUCAGUUGGUGCUACCGAAAACUUUUUCCCCGAAGUGGCUGUUUCCGAGGGUGGGCCUGGAGGGUUCAACAGUGGAGGCGGUUUUUCCAACUACUUCGCAACACCCAAAUGGCAGAAGAACCAAGUCCAGCGUUACCUCAACUACUUGGGACCCCAAACUUACAAUGGUCUUUACAAUCGAACCGGCCGAGGCUUUCCCGAUGUCUCUGCUCAGGGGGCUAAGUACGUUAUCGCUUGGCAGCAGUCAUUCUUAACCGUUGGAGGCACAUCCGCAUCUGCACCCACUUUCGCCUCAAUCAUUGCCCUGCUUAACGACUACAGCAUGUCCUUGGGUGGUCCUUCGCUGGGCUACCUUAACCCAUGGCUGUAUAGCGAAGGAUACCGCGGAUUGAAUGAUGUCAUCGGAGGAAGCUCCAGUGGGUGCAAUACCACUGGAUUCGCAGCCAUCCGAGGCUGGGACCCGGUAACCGGCUUGGGAACCCCGAAUUUUCGCAAGUUGCAGCGUCUUAUCCAACCCUGGAGUAUGGCAAUGGCACAGCAAAACUCUAGGUUCUAAGUUCUUGAAUACCUCUGAAUGUAACAGAAAUCCUUAACCGCCUGAAGAUCUGUUUCAAUCAUAAUCCUACUUCAUUCCCAUCCGUUUGUCUGUCAGCAAGUAGUUACUUUUAUCAUGUCUCUGGGCAUAAACAAAUAUCAACCCCCGUCUAGGUGAACCCAAGAACAUUAAACUUUCAAUGCGCGACAAUUUCCAUAACAAUCACAUUCACUUAUUUUGCUCUUACGUUCCCUAUUAAUUUAUCCGCACACCUCCUCACAUCCAUCCACAUAUUUAUAUUUCUUGUGAAUUGUUAUUCUGUUUUAAACUGUGAUUUGCUUGAACCGAUGACAUUUGAUUUAACUCCUCGUGGACAGACCCUCUAUCUCUAGACAAAAAAUUUGCCUUUGAGCAGUUUUUUCUGCUGAGAUCCAAUCAAUGUCACUCACAGAGUGAGAAAAUACAAUUAGUAAUAGCAGAAGGUAUGAAAUAACGCCGAUAUUGUCGUCCACACCCUUUUUAUUUUUA
Molecule: messenger RNA, 2798 nt
Organism: Puccinia graminis f. sp. tritici CRL 75-36-700-3
Lineage: Eukaryota; Fungi; Basidiomycota; Pucciniomycetes; Pucciniales; Pucciniaceae
Exons: 10
Coding region: 411-2291 (626 amino acids)
Biological process (GO): proteolysis
Molecular function (GO): tripeptidyl-peptidase activity; serine-type endopeptidase activity
Source: RefSeq, a predicted model, not a curated record